Arabidopsis lyrata subsp. lyrata is the source of this 1362-nucleotide messenger RNA. RefSeq lists its product as uncharacterized. The transcript has 8 exons. The coding region runs from base 66 to 1166 and encodes 366 amino acids. NCBI's taxonomy places the organism in Eukaryota, Viridiplantae, Streptophyta, Magnoliopsida, Brassicales, Brassicaceae. The record is from RefSeq and is a predicted model, not a curated record.
AUUUUCUCUGCUUCGAAAUCUCAGUCGUGAACAUAAUAAAACCUUUACCCAAAUCCUAGCAAUCGAUGAUUUUCCGGCGAUUCUCCGGGAGAAUUCUGCCGGCGAUUUCCGACUCUUGUAAACUUCAAUUCGAAGCUAAACGGAGUUUACGAUCUGAUGCGGCGCUCGAAGCCAUAACCAAUGCGUUAGAAGAGAAAGUACCAAACCUAGUGCUAUACAAUUAUCCCUCCUUCUCCGGCGCUUUCUCAGCUCUCUUCGCUCAUCUCUACCACUCUCGCCUCCGUCUUCCUUGUCUUAUCUUACCCUUUUCUUCCGUCAUACCCUUCAGGAUUGAAGAUUUGUGUUUGGAGGGGUUCGAGAGAUGUUAUCUACUUGAUUUUGUUGUUCCCAAAGAUUUUGCUUGCCAGAAAACAGCUUGCGAGAUCAUAUGCUUUGAUCACCGGAACUCGGCAUUGAUAAGGAUUGGCUCAAUAAAGGAAGAGCACAAGAAGAGGCUUAAGAUUAUUGUUGAUACUGAAACGAGUAGCUCAAAGGCUGUGUAUAAAUAUUUCUCCAGUAAACUCACAGAUAAAACAUCUUCUGAGGUAGAAGCUCUCAGUUUGCUAAGUGUAGAAGACAAAAGUCGGGUUGAAUCGGUUCUUGAUUACAUUGAGGAUAUCGAUCUUCGACGAUGGAUGUUACCAGAUAUCAAAGCUUUCAGCUUUGGUCUUAAGGAUUGGCGCUCAAGGAUCAAUUGUAUCACCAAUCCUUACAUGUACGAACAGUUGUUGAAAAUAAGUUCGGCGGAUCUCAUUGCUUAUGGGAAUUCGUAUUUUUCAUCUCGUCUUCUUGAUGCAAAGAAACUGCUAAAGCUGAAUAAAGCUUUCAAGAUCAGAUUGGGAAGAGGGUUAUAUGGAGAGUGCCUGGGAAUGCGCGCAGAUGGUAACCAUCAACUAAGCGAUGAACUUGGCAAGCUUCUUAGUCUACAAAGUUCUGCAGCUGGUCUCAGGCCAAUAGGAGCUAUUACAUUUAUGCAAAGGAAUAAUCUCAAAAUGUGCUUGAGAAGUACCGAUGCUAUAACCGAUACAUCCGAAGUUGCUAAGGCUUAUGGAGGAGGUGGAACAUCUAGUUCAAGCUCGUUUAUCAUAAGAAUGGAUGAAUAUAAUCAAUGGAUUUCGACGCUUUGACCAUGAAAAUACUCCUCCACGAGCUCAUAUCUAUGGAAUUUUGGCAUUGUGAAAGACAUUGGACUUUGGAAGUCAAUAUCUAGUGACAAGUUUGGUGAUCACAAAGGGCUGAUUGAUAAAGUAUUGAAGAUUGAAGAUGAAAGUUGGAUAGUUAAACCGUUUGAUUGGCGGGAAGGGGGAUAGUUUAACCGGGUUA